CAUAUUUUAGGAACAUAUAUAUGUUUAGCUAAGACGUAAUUGCACAUUUCUUAUUUUUACGUAUUUUACAGAACUGCUGUUCAAAAACUUUCAGGUUUUCUUUCAGAAUCAUAACUUAAAUAUUUUUAUCAAGCUUUGGAGAGGGGACACCCUCAAUUUCAGGCAUGGAAUACGUUGUAGACACUCCCGAGCGUGGUAAACGUGAGAUAAUGAAUAUUGAUGAUAAUGAUAAUGAUGUGUAUAGGCAGCUGUUCCAAAAAAUCUUCUGUCUGGAUAGCUGGAUGAAUGUUUUGUUGGGCAUACACGAGUCGGGUAAAGAUAGAUGUUGAAUAGGAACAAUAGAAACAUCUUAAGAAUCAUGAAGGUCCCAAUUUAUAGUAUCUGCAAUACAUGAAAACAGCAAUCAAACGAACAUCAAAAUUUUUACAGGAUAAAUAUGUGGAUAAUAGCAGUAGGAUCUGCUGUCAAUAUAUUGAUGAAUUUUUACGAAAUACAGCCAGGUUCCAAGCAAAAGCUUCUAAAAAUGUUCACGAUUUUCAUACAAUUUUUGAAGAAAUUAAGAAGAGAUUGAGGGACGCAAUGAGGCCAAAAGUUAUACGAAGAUCAAUUGAAUUUAUAAUCGAAAGAAUGAACAGGUUAAUAACUGUGGCAUGCUGGCGAAUUUCGAUUGUACAAAUGAAGCCAGAAUUGUGGAACAACUUGAUUUUUCUUCACCUGAUACAAUUAAUCUGAGCAGUGAUUGCUGAGGUUUUCUAGGGGUUUCCCUCGCCCAAGUGCGAAUGCAGUCACCAAAAAACCAUAUUCCCCUAAUAAAUAGUAGAGAAAAUGAAAAUCGUAGUUAUGCUAUUAAUGAUCAUGUAAUUUUAU
This is a messenger RNA of Acanthoscelides obtectus, 867 nucleotides long. NCBI's taxonomy places the organism in Eukaryota, Metazoa, Arthropoda, Insecta, Coleoptera, Chrysomelidae. The record is from the annotation of a GenBank genome assembly.